Molecule: messenger RNA, 573 nt
Organism: Phragmites australis (common reed)
Lineage: Eukaryota; Viridiplantae; Streptophyta; Magnoliopsida; Poales; Poaceae
Product: cold-regulated 413 inner membrane protein 1, chloroplastic-like
Exons: 5
Coding region: 14-571 (185 amino acids)
Cellular component (GO): membrane
Source: RefSeq, a predicted model, not a curated record
CUUUUCCCGAUCGAUGGGUGUCCAGUUGAGGAGAUGCGCCUCUCUGCGCAUGAGGCCGUCGUCUGGCCGGACCCAGCGGUGGCGGUGCUGGCGCCUGGCAAUCGUGUCCGUGUGCUGCGCGUCGGCGCACCUCUGCACCGAGACGUUGCAGUGGAGCUCCGUCACGGCCACCGCUACAUUGAUGCUUGCUACUGGAACAACCAUACACAAAUCUUUCCUUGUGCCUUUGAUUGCUUUACAAGCACCUUCUAGCGCCAUCUCAUGGAUCAAGGGUGAUUACGGUCAGCGGAUUGCUUUUCUCGGUCUUCUUGUGCGUUUGUUAUACUUCAUUCCAGGUGAAGUGGAGCUUCUUUUAUCAACAAUGCUGCUUGUUAUAAUCGCUCCUUACCAAUUUCUGAACUUGAGAGGGUCUCAAGGUGGUGCAAUAUUGUCCUCGGCAAUAGCGGCCUAUCUCGCGUUUCAGCAUUUCACCGGCUUGGGAGGCUUCAGGAAGGCCUUUGACCGUGAAGCGAUAAUUGCCACCCUGUGCAUCGUCUGCAUGACAGUUAUCACCCUGAUGCUGGCGUUCUGAUC